Molecule: messenger RNA, 2199 nt
Organism: Cavia porcellus (domestic guinea pig)
Lineage: Eukaryota; Metazoa; Chordata; Mammalia; Rodentia; Caviidae
Gene: Trim65
Product: tripartite motif containing 65
Exons: 6
Coding region: 168-1748 (526 amino acids)
Biological process (GO): positive regulation of autophagy
Molecular function (GO): zinc ion binding; protein binding
Source: RefSeq, a predicted model, not a curated record
GAUGAAGGUGCCAGGGGUGUCCUGGGCACUUGCAGGCAGCAGGUCAGCGGACAUGGGAGCAGGGCCACCCCAGGCCUGCAAGCACCAAUGAGCCUCUGGGCGGGGCCCUGGCUCCUUCCGCGACAGUCCGGCCCUCGCAGUCACCCGCCCCGCCCGCUGCCUCCGCCAUGGCUGCAAAGCUCAUGGAGGACAAGCUGACCUGUUCCAUCUGCCUAAGCCUCUACCAGGACCCGGUGACGCUGCCUUGUGGUCACAGCUUCUGCGCAGCCUGCAUUCGGAGCUCGCGGCGCUGCUGCGAGGCCUGCCCUGACUGCCGCGAGCCCUUCUCCGAAGGCGCCGGCGAGCCACGCCGCAAUGUGGCGCUCAGCGGGGUGUUGGAGGCGCUGCAUCUCGAUCCCCCGGAGCCCGGCCCCGAACCUCGUACCGCCACACGCUGUCCCCGCCACGGUCGGCCGCUCGAGCUCUUCUGCCGCACCCAGGGCCACUGUGUGUGCAGCGCGUGCACCGUGCACGACUGCCGCCUCCACGAGCUGGCGCUGUUGGACGUGGAGCGCCGGGAGCGAGAGGCUCAGCUGAGAGCCAAGCUGGAGGUCACCCAGCAGCAGGCCACUCAGGCCAACGUCCAACUCCAAGAGCUGCAGCAGCAAAGGAGCCAGAUCCAGAACUCGGCCUGCACCAUGCGCUCAGUGGUCUCCGGAAAGUUCAGCAGCCUGCUGCAAGCCCUGGAGUUGCUUCGGAUCUCAGCACUCAGAGACAUUGAAACAGCUGAGACCCGGGUGCUGGCACCAGCCCUGGACAAGGAGCAGCAGUUGCAGGGCCACCUGGAGGCCCUGGCUCAAUAUGGCAAGAGGGUCCAGGAGCUCCUGGAGCAGGUGGAUGACCAGACUUUCUUCCAGGAAUUGCAGCAGCUCUCUGAGCCCCCGGAACCCUUUGGGCCACUGACUCCUCUGCAAUGGGACGAAGAUCAACAGCUGGGCAACCUGAAGGACUUAGUGAGAGAGCUGUGUGGCCUCCUCCUGGAAGAGGCGUCCCCUCCCGAGGCACCAGCCAAGACUGCCAACACGAACCCCAGGCCCCAGAUCCCCUGGUACAGGUCCCAAGCGUGGUGUGUCCACUGCGGAGGAAACUCUGGCAGAGUAAGGAGGUCCAGUGCCUAUGUGUACCUGUGCAUGUAUUAUCGAAAUCUGACCUUUGAUCCAGAUAGCGCCAACCACCACUUCCACCUGUCCUGCCAGGGCCAGCGGGUGACGCACCGUCGCCAGUCUCAGGGCCCAGCCCAGCCGGGCAGCUUCAAGCUCUGGCAGGUGCAGUGUGCCCAGAGCUUCCAGAAGGGGCACCACUACUGGGAGGUGCACAUCUCCAACCAUUCAGUGACUCUGGGAGUCGCCUACCCAGACCUGCCUCGACAGAAGCUGGGCACCAACACGGACAACAUUGGCCAAGAGUCCUGCUCCUGGGGCUUUUGCAUCCAAGAGGACAGUGUCCUGGCCCGGCACAAUGGGGACACCCAGCGCCUCCCCAGGGUGUCUGCACGGCUCCUGGGCAUGGAUUUGGACCUGGCCCGUGGCUGCCUCACCUUCUACAGCCUGGAGCCGCAGGUCCAGCUCCUGCACACCUUCCACGCCCUCUUCAGCCGGCCCCUCUACCCUGUCUUUUGGCUCCUGGAGGGCAGGACCCUCACCUUGUGCCAUCAGCGUGGGGCCCAGCUCCCUCCAGCGCUGCAGGAAGAAGCCUCAGUGCCCAGCUGAGGAAGCUGUGGGGCAGCGCUUUGGGCUGACAGGCACAUUAUGCCCGUGUGCCCAAGAGCUGCCCAGCCUGGCCUGGGAUAUAGUGAUUCAAAGAGAAAUAUUCUAAUGACGGUCAGAGGACUCACGGUGUUCGAAGGAAUGACUCCUGGCCUCUUUUCUUUGUUGCAUGUGUUUUUCUUGUAUGGUACCAGGGAUUGAACCCUAGGCCUUUGGCCUUUGCAGUGACCUACAACCCCAGUCUUUUUUUUUUUUUUUUUUUUUUUUUUGAGACAGAGUCUUCCUAAGUGCUAAAUUGUCCAGGUGAAUUGUCCUGCCUCAGCCUCCUGGAGCGCUGGGAUUACAGGUGUGUGCCACCAGUCUCAGCUGGCCUCUAUGGUUUUUGUUUUUACACUGUAAACAUGUACAGUUUAUCUUCCAUCAAAUGUAUCUCAAUAAAACUGUAGAAAAUGAA